AUGCCAUGGUGCUUCAUUGGGGACUUUAACUCCAUAAUAGGCGCCCAUGAACAUAGAGGGAGGUGUAGCCCUGCCAGAUUGCCUAUGGAAGAAUUCCAAAUUUGGUCUGACUCAAAUAACCUGUUUCACAUUCCCACUAGAGGUGCAGCCUACACUUGGUCCAAUGGAAGAAAUGGUAACAGACAUACUGAAAGGAGACUUGAUAGGGCAAUUUGCAAUCAAGCUUGGAUGGAUUUUUUCACCUCUACAUCAGUCACAACUCUUAUCAAACACAAAUCUGACCAUUACCCUUUACUUCUUGAUUUUCAAAUAACAAACUCAACCUUUGCUUCCAGUUUUAAGUUCAUGAGGAUGUGGUCCUUUCACCCUGAUUGUAUGCAAAUUGUUCAAGAUUGUUGGGAUGCAAAUGUAAUUGGUUGUCCAAUGUUUGUUCUAAAUCAGAAGCUAAAAAUCUUGAAAAGUAAGCUUAAAGAUUGGAACAAACAUGUAUUUAGCAAUGUCCAUGAAAAUGUUAAGCUUGCUGAGAUGAAAUUGAAACUAAUUCAAGACAACAUUCAAACCUUUGGAAACACUGAAAACUUAUUGUCUGCAGAAAUAGAAGCUCAUAAGAUUUUUGAAGAUGCUCUAGCUAGAGAAGAAAUGUUCUGUCUUUUGCAGGAACAGUUACUUGUUGAAGAAGUCAUCCCUCUCUUAGUUACAAAUGAGGUGAAUGCAAUGCUCACUAUGUUACCCUCCGACCAGGAAAUUAAGGCUGUAGUCUUUGCUCUCAAUAAAGAUAGUGCUCCUGGCCCUGAUGGGUUUGGUGCAUUUUUCUUCCAACAUUUUUGGGACAUAGUAAAAAAUGAAGUGAUUACUGCAGUGCUUCAAUUCUUCACUUCUGGAUGGAUUCUGCCUGGCUACAACUCAAAUAUCAUUGCUCUAAUUCCAAAAGUUCCAAAUGCUAUAUCAGUUGACCAAUAUAGGCCAAUAGCAAUGGCAAAUUUCAAGUUUAAAAUUAUUUCUAAAAUUCUUGCUGAUAGGUUAGCUCAGAUCAUGCCCUCAAUCAUAUCAAAAGAACAAAUGGGAUUCAUUCAUGGCAGGGAUAUUAAAGAUUGUAUUUGUACUGCUUCAGAGGCUGCUAAUCUUCUUCACGAAAAAACUUUUGGUGGUAACUUAGCCCUGAAGAUUGAUAUUACAAAGGCAUUUGACACUAUGGAAUGGCCUUUUCUUCUCCAAGUCUUGAAGCAGUUUGGAUUCAAUGACACUUUUUGUAAUUGGAUUGCAGUGAUUCUCAAGUCAGCUUUUCUCUCUAUUUCUAUCAAUGGAGAAUAUCAUGGUUACUUUAAUUGUACAAGAGGGGUGAGACAGGGAGACCCCUUAUCCCCUCUCUUAUUUUGCAUUACUGAAGAGGUUAUAAGUAGAAGUUUAUCCCAUCUUGUGCAAGAAGGCAAACUUAAGCUUAUAAAAGGUACUAGACAUUUCAGAGUCCCUUCUCACUCCUUUUAUGCUGAUGAUUUGAUGAUAUAUUGUAAAGGUAAUAUUUCUAGUAUUCAAGCUAUCAAAGAUAUAUUUGUUAGAUAUGAAUUAGCUUCUGGUCAAGUCAUUAGUAGUGCAAAGUCUACUAUUUUUUAUGGUUCCAUCAAUCAAGCUAGACUCAACCAAAUUGUCAACAUUCUGAACUUCAACGUUGGUUCUAUGCCUUUUAAUUAUUUGGGAGUUCCAAUUUUUAAAGGUAAACCAAAAGCUUGUUAUCUUCAACCCAUUGCAGACAAAAUCAAGCUCAAACUCUCUAAUUGGAAAGCUAGUCUCCUUUCAAUGGCUGGUAGAGUUCAGUUAGUUCAAUCUGUAAUCCAAGGCAUGCUUAUUCAUAGUAUUUCUGUUUAUGCUUGGCCAAUUUCUCUGCUCAAAGAUUUGGAAAAAGAUAUUAGAAACUUUAUAUGGAGUGGGGAUAGGGAAAAAAGAAAGUUGGUUUCUGUUUCUUGGAAGAAAAUCUGCAGGCCUUAUGCUCAGGGUGGUUUGAACCUGAGCAUCAAAGAAGAGUAUGUAGUCAUUCAAGACAACUCAAUUUGGUUAUUAGGUGAUGGUAGGGAUAUAAAUUUCUGGAAUGAUCCCUGGUUUGGUGCCUCUAUAUCUCAUCUUCUCAACAUACCUGAUACAACCAGAAAUUUGUUCACAUCAACUGUUAAUGAAUACAUCCUUAAUGGUCAAUGGCAUCUCCCUUCUCAAUUCAUUCAAUCAUUUCCUGACAUAGCUCAAUUGAUUCAAAAUGUUCCAAUUCCUAUUUCUUCUAAAAAAGAUCAAUUAAUGUGGAAACAUUCUGAUACUAGUGACUUGUUGCUGAAGGAAGCUUAUAUCUUUAAAAAUCAAGAAUUCCAAGAUCUGCACUGGCCCAAGUUCAUUUGGUGUAAAGAAAUUCCUCCAGCAAGAUCACUUUUUGUCUGGAGAUUCAUGCAUAACAAAGUCCCUACAGAUGAAAACUUGAUGCUUAGAGGCUGCAACAUCCCCUCAAUGUGCAGUCUUUGCUUGCAUUCAUCAGAAACUGCUUUCCAUUUAUUUUUUGAGUGUCCCUACGCCACUAAGCUUUGGAACUGGUUAGCAAACAUCCUCCAAUUAUCUUUUAAUUUCUCUUCUAAAGAAGACAUUUGGAAUUUAUGUGAUAGGGCUUGGUCUCCUCAAUGUAAAAUUGUUGUCAAAGCUGCUUUGGUUAACCUUAUCAAUAUCAUCUGGCAUGCACGUAACCAAGCAAGAUUCAACAGUAAGCAAAUCCAUUGGAAAUCAGCACUUUCAAUGAUAAUAGCAUCUACUUCUCUUUCUGGAAAUAACACUUCCAAAGCUUCUAAUAAUUCUAUCGUAGAUUUUACCAUCCUCAAAGCUUUCAGUUGUGUUAUUCAUCAUCCUAAGGCUCCAAUGAUCAAAGAGGUUUUGUGGAAUCCUCCUCAAGUGAAUUGGUUGAAGUGUAACAUUGAUGGUGCAUCUAUUGGUAAUCCUGGAAUCUCUGCUUGUGGGGGGAUUUUUAGGAAUCAUAAUUCAGAUGCUAUUUUUUGUUUUUCAGAUCCUAUUGGUAUUAGCACUUCUUACAUUGCUGAACUUUGUGGUUUCAUGAAGGCCAUGGAGAUUAUAGAUCAAAAGCAAUGGAAUAACAUAUGGAUAGAAACUGAUUCUUCUCUAGUUGUUCUUGCAGCCAAGUGCACGAAUAAGGUUCCUUGGAGGUUGAGAAACAGAUGGGACAAUGCUAUGAUCAUUUAUCGUAGGUUAACCUGUGUCAUUUCUCAUGUUUAUAGGGAGGGUAAUCAGGUUUCAGACUCUUUAGCAAAUUAUGGUUUAUCUUUGAGUAUUUUAUCGGUUUGGGAUGAUGUUCCUGAGUUUGCUAGCCCUAGCUUUAAUAGGGAUAAGUCUGGUUGUUCCUCCUUUAGAAUUUCAUCUUGA
Medicago truncatula (barrel medic) is the source of this 3405-nucleotide messenger RNA. RefSeq lists its product as uncharacterized. The transcript has 3 exons. The record is from RefSeq and is a predicted model, not a curated record. Bases 1 to 3405 code for a protein of 1134 amino acids. NCBI's taxonomy places the organism in Eukaryota, Viridiplantae, Streptophyta, Magnoliopsida, Fabales, Fabaceae. Gene Ontology annotation, molecular function: RNA-DNA hybrid ribonuclease activity; nucleic acid binding.